UCUUUCUUUAAAAACUUAAUGCUAAUACUUUAUUGUCACGUCAACCCCUCUGUCAAUUUUAUAAGCUGACCAUGUUAUUUCGUAUUUAUUUAUUAAGUUUUUUAUUACAUUUUACAACGAGCAGGGUUAAUAAGCAUUUAAAGAUAUCGUGUGGCUUGGACGAAGUUUCAAGAGAUUCCGUAGCUAUGAAGUUUUACGUACAUAUUAAAAAUAUAGGCAAGGACUGUAAAGUGGAAUGCAUCCCAGGCAGAUGCUGCACAGAGCAGGGGGAUGAGGAGAACUGCGAUGUCGUGAAGUUGUUUGGGGGGUGUUUGCAGAAUGUUCCCUCUGGUGAGACAAGGACAGUGCGAUUAGCUGCGCCUCUUCUCGACCCCUUCGAGAGGCGUGGCUUCUGUGUCGUACACGUCAAUUCAAAACUCAAAGAUCAUCCACUAUACCGGGACACAGUGACCAUACCCUUCGACACCGGCCGACCCUCUGACGUCACACCCUGCGCGCGCGUCGAUCAUGACGCGCUCAACGACUGCCAGCCAGUCAACUGUGACACUUAUUACAACGGCCACAAGCCACAUUUUAGCAAGCGCCUAAAACGAUGUAUAUCAGCAGUCACCUGCUCUGAAGAUGACAUUUACGAUGAGGAUUUAAACAAAUGUGUGGCCGGAAUAACAGAAGACGAUAUUAAAGAAAUAAAGUCCUUAAGUGAUGGACAGAGAAUGAAAAACAAAGAUCAUAAGAAAAUUUUAACAAAUACUACGAGAACUGCAGGCGCUACGCGGUAUGCGGGAUCACAGAAAAUCAUAGAUUAUAACUUUUGCAAAUUACCAAAAAAGUUUUUAGACUGUUUGAAAUCGCCAAAAUUUUUGAUUGGUGUAAUUUGCGUGCAGUGCUGUUUAAUUAUUUUAUUAGCCUAUUAUAAUAGAGACAGAUGUUACUGUUUUAGAAAAGAUAAAAAACUUUUAAAUAAGUUCUUUAAUUAUAGACAAGAUGAUUCCAUAACCACACCUUUAAUAAGCACAAGCCAUGGUACACUAACUACGUGUCAAUUUCAGACUGAUUCUUCGUCUAACAUUGACACGAAAAUAAAAUUGUAUAAAGCUUGUCAAGAGAAGAAUGCUAAAGCUAGCAUGUCAGAUGAUAUUCUAUCGAGAUGUCUUAAAAGACGAGAUUGGAUAGCGAAGCCUAAAUCCUCAGAAAUUAUACAAAGUAAAGAUCACGGUAUACAAGUAUAUGAUACAGUAGAGAAAUCAGAACACGGGACAUCUAACAUAAAUCAGGAUAUCGUGCCAGUAAUAUCAUCAGAGCAGCAAGUGAAAUGUUUUGAAUAUGAACCGCAUGACUUCUACACAAAAUAUGUAACAUCACUUCAGAGAACGCAUUCAUUGACAGAAAAUUGCGCUCAAGCAAAUUUUCCGAAGGAUUCUAUAGAGGAUUUUUUAUCAGAACGCGGUCGUAGUCCAUCUAAUUCAAUGUCAGGGUCUAGUAGGACUUCUAAGAAUAAUUUAGAUACGGUUCUUUCGUUACUGUCACAGAAGGUGCUGCCAUUAUCGGAUCAUGGAAGCGAGGAUUUAGAGUUGUUACAUAUGUCGCGGGUCUCCGUUUAUUCUUCAUCAAACGCAUCAGAUUUAUGA
This is a messenger RNA of Cydia fagiglandana, 1628 nucleotides long. RefSeq lists its product as uncharacterized. Lineage: Eukaryota; Metazoa; Arthropoda; Insecta; Lepidoptera; Tortricidae. The record is from RefSeq and is a predicted model, not a curated record. The transcript has 4 exons. The coding region runs from base 186 to 1628 and encodes 480 amino acids.